AAAAGUAGUAGUGACACGUGGAGGAGCAGCUGAACCAGAAGCAAAUCUCAACUAACUCCCCGAGAGUUCUUAAGAACCCUUGUACGCAGCUACGUAGGGAGAAAUAUUCGACGCUUUGUGAAUCUAGGUACUAUUAUGCAUCAGGCUUCGGUCGGCUCACGCUCGAAGCAGCAUUCCUUCCUUGCCUAUAAAACCACCGGUAGCAGAAGCAGCAGUAACAGGCAAAGGCUAGCUUCUCCGAGCCGGUGCAGUACGUGUAUAGUGGAUCUUUCCUGGUUAUAGCCAUCGUUCAACUAUUCCUCUACUGACUGCUACAGUCUCAACAGCGACGAUUCAACAGGUCGCUACUUUCCGCAAUGUGGACCUGGCAACCCUGGUGGCCGUCAGUGUGGUCUUAACAGCUGUGGGAGAGGGUAUAGGCCUCUGCUCCUGGACACUCUACCAUACCUUCACUCUCUCUGGUAUCACUGCAGGCAUUAGGUGCUGGAACUGUGAAUUACAAAUCUCUUUGAUUUGAAGUGGCAAUACAUCCUAUCGACUGUACCUGCAUGCAUAUUAACUUCUGUUUGGACAUCACAGUUGUAUUAUUCUACUAUAAGGGCACAGAGAACACCUAUAUCACAGUAUUCUGGUUCUAUAAAAAUGACAUUGUUAAGGGGAUAUCUGUACGUUGAUCUUGUGGAAGCAAAGAAGUUGCCUGACUGCGACACAGUAUUCAUCAAUAUUAAUCCUAAAAACACUUCAGAUCCCUUUGCCCAGCUAAAAAUAGGACAUUGCGUUCUUUGUAAGACAGCCGUUAAAAACAAUGACCUUUCUCCCAAGUGGCAUGAAUCACAUAGAAUUCCUGUAUGCCAUUAUGCUGAUGAGCUACAAAUUCAGGUUUUGGAUAAGGAUUAUUUUGAUAGUGGAAUACUUGGGGAGGUCAUCAUCAAGCCUGAAGACCUACUAAAUGGCAAGACCUUAAAAGGAUGGUAUCCACUGUCUGGUAGUGAUGGUCAUAUUAAACUUAAGAUGAAUUAUGUACCUAAAGAAAUGAUCAAGGCAACAUUUGAGGUUUCCGAUUGUUACUUCAAAUUACGAGAAGGUUGCAAAGUUACUCUGUAUCAGGAUGCACACUGUCCACCUCUUCCCAUUUAUGAGGGCAUCCCAACAGCUGAUGAAGUUUUUAGAGCUCCCUGUGCUUGGGGUGAUUUGUUCAAAGCGGUGAAUGGGGCUCAAAGAUUUAUUUAUGUUACUGGUUGGAGUGUGUAUACGGAAACUGUCCUAGUAAGAGAUGACUGUGAUUGUGAAGAAGGUAAGGGGGAAUCCUUUGGUGAACUACUGAAAAGAAAAGCAGCUAAAGGUGUACUUGUAUUGGUGAUGAUCUGGAAUGAGAAAAUGAGUACAGAGUUGACAGCUGGCUUUAUGGGUACCCAUGAUGAAGAGACACGGUUGUUCUUUGAGAAUUCUGAUGUUGAAGUAGCAUUAGUCCCCAGAGUACGUUACUUCAAGGGAAUGGAAUCUUUCCUUAAAAACCAAUUUUCUGAAACAUGUUAUACACAUCACCAAAAAGCCGUUAUCCUAGAUUGCCCUCCUGCAGAUGAUAAAGAUCAGCCAAGAAUUCAAACGUUUAUUGGUGGAUUAGAUAUUACUAAUGGCAGAUAUGAUACACCAAAACAUAAACUUGUCGGAACAAUUCGGAGUCAUCAAGACUUUGCAACAGUCACAAGUAAAGUUGGUCAUCGUCAACCUUGGCAUGAUAUUCAUUGUCGUUUAGAGGGGCCUGUAGCUAUGGAUGUUCUUGCGAACUUUACUGAACGAUGGAGAAAACAGGUCCAUGGCAGAGAGUCUCGCCUCCUUCCAAUUUCAGAAGAAAUGUUUGCAUUAGAAGCUCCAGUAACUGGUAAAGAUUGUAAAAUGUGGAGUACGCAAAUUUUCAGAUCAAUUUCUUCAGACUCUGCUAUUUUCAGCACUGACAGAUAUUCAGCUAUUCCAGAGAGAAGUGGUAAAUAUGUUGAUGACAGUAUACAUCGAGCAUAUAUUCAUCAUAUUCGAAAAGCAGACAGUUUUCUUUAUAUUGAAAAUCAAUAUUUUCUUGGAUCGGCUUAUAACUGGGAAAAAGAACAAGAUACUCCGGCUUGCCACUUGAUCCCACUAGAAAUUGCUCAAUCCAUUGUGGAGAAGAUAAAUGCCGGAGAAUAUAUGGCGGUAUAUGUUCUAGUGCCUAUGUUUCCUGAAGGAGACCCAGCAAGUGGCCCUGUUCAAGAAAUUCUUCACUGGCAGCAUCGCACCAUGCAGAUGAUGUAUCGUACUAUAGCUGAAGCUAUUGAAGCAAAUGAGCUAGGCACUCAUCCAAGAGACUACCUCUCAUUCUUCUGUCUAGGAACAGUUGAAUGUCCUGAAGAUUUAACUCCACCUGAAUCAGGCACUCAAGCUUCUGAACUUCGGGAAAAUGCAAGACUUAUGAUUUAUGUGCACUCAAAAAUGAUGAUUGUUGAUGAUGACUAUAUCAUUAUUGGCUCUGCGAACAUCAAUCAGCGAAGCAUGGGUGGCACUAGAGACUCUGAAAUAGCAGUAGGAUGCUUUCAGCCACUGCACACACGAGAAGUGAGUGGCCAGCCACAAGGAUCAAUUUCUAAAUUCAGGUUGGCACUUUGGGCAGAGCACCUGAGUGGUGUCAGUGAAAUUCACAUGAAUCCAGGUUCAAUUGAAUGCAUGCAUGCUGUAAAUAAACUAGCGGAUAACAAUUGGAGUGUCUAUUCAUCUGGUGAGCCUUGUAAAAUUGAGGGCCAUUUGAUGCGAUAUCCAGUUGAUGUUGGUCAGGAUGGACAAGUGACGGCUCUGAAAGGUUCAGAAAACUUUCCAGAUACUGAAGCUCCAGUUCUUGGAGCUCCAAACUGCUUGCCAAAUAAAUUGACGACAUAAUUCCAGUGGAUCAUUUGCUUAGUUCAAAGUGUUCCAUUGAUAAACUAUUGAAUGGAAAUGUUUAUAUUAUUCGAAUACAGUUCAUUUGAUGUUUCUCUCAUAUAAGGCAUAUUAUUGUUCAAUGUUUUCAUUAAAGUAAAUUAUAUAAACAUAUCUUGUUAGGAAUAUUUUCAUUGUUUUUAAUUUGUGUAUAGUAGCGUGGAAAUCUAGAAAUGACCAGAUAUUAAUAUGACAUUGUAUUGGUGCACUCAUUAUCACACCUGUCUUGAGAAACAGAAACAUUGCACUUUGAGCCAUAAAUAUAAUUUUGUUAACAUAAACAGAAUAUACAGGUACCUACUUACUUUAAUUUGUAAUUCCAGAAUUCUAAUUUUUUUUCUCAUUUCAACUUCAGCCAAAGAUUGAUUUAAGAAUCUAAAUGCUGGCUCUGGAGCUUUAAUCUGUAAUUGGUGUAAAUCUUAUAUGUUCAAGUACUUUAUUUUAUCUCAUUUUGAAAAGGUAUGUUAAUAUUUGGAUACAAAUUUACCUGCUAUCAAAAAUAAAAGGUAGAUGCAUUUAAACUUUAUUUGGUAUAGCAGUUUGAACAAUGCAAAGUGCAGUUUGAUCUUAAUUUCAGUAGUGUAUUGUACAGUAAUUAACUAAUGCUAUACUUUUUUCAUGUUAAAUAUCUAAAAUGUUACCUGUAUUUGAGGUAUGAGAAUAAUAGUAUGUUUUCCAUUUUGUAAUUUUGUCCAUUGGACUAAAAAAAAAAAAAUAGAAAUUUAAAUUUGAGGCUUUGGCCAAUGACAUGUCAGGGAUAAAUCACAAUACGUUUGAAUGGCUCUACCUUGUGUAACUUCCGGGGAUCAACGGCCCCAUGGCCCGGUCUCUGACCAGGCCUCGCAGUUGGACUUGCGUAGAUCGCUUAUAUAAAUCACAUCCCAUGGUUUCAUUGUGGCAUAAACAUGGUGAUUUAAGCUAAGCUCUGCCUGCUAUGACUAAUCCCACCACCUGUGCUACUGGUUACCUGUCUGCCAUUAGCUUUAUGCCUUGUACAUGGGUUAUUUACUUCAUUUGUUGUGGUAAAAGGAUUACACCCAUAGAAAGUAGGUGGAGCAGGUUAUAUCUACAAACAUGUUCCAUAUACUCUACCAUUGCCACAGAAAGAGGAAACUAGAUUGUUUCCUUCAAGGAGUGCCAGACCAACCGGGCUGUGGUGGGUAUGUGGGCCUGCGGGCCGCUCCAAGCAACA
Messenger RNA from Procambarus clarkii (red swamp crayfish), 4135 nucleotides. NCBI's taxonomy places the organism in Eukaryota, Metazoa, Arthropoda, Malacostraca, Decapoda, Cambaridae. The record is from RefSeq and is a predicted model, not a curated record.